Messenger RNA from Saprolegnia diclina VS20, 1770 nucleotides. RefSeq lists its product as hypothetical. Lineage: Eukaryota; Oomycota; Saprolegniomycetes; Saprolegniales; Saprolegniaceae. The coding region runs from base 1 to 1770 and encodes 589 amino acids. The record is from RefSeq and is a predicted model, not a curated record. Gene Ontology annotation, cellular component: nucleus. The transcript has 7 exons.
AUGGAGGAGAGACUGAGCUGCGUGGCGUGGGCGCUCCUUGAGGGGUACCCGUGGUGGCCCGUGUACGUCUGCGACCCGAAGAAGCUGCGACUCAAGCUCUUCAACCUCGGGUCGUCGCAUCAGGCCAUUGCCCGGCAGGCGCGCUGCUUCCCCAACGACUUUCGCAUCGUCUACUUCUUUGGCUCCUAUGAAUUCGGCAAGAUGAAGACGAAGCUCGUCCGGCGCUGGGACGGCCCCGACAAGGAGAACUUUUUGCAGGGUCAUCCCAAAGCGCUUGCGUCGAAGAAGGGUAUUGCCGAGCAGCUCAAGGCCGCAAUCGAGGAGGCCGAGGAGUACUUGGCGACGGACGAGAGCACGCGCCUCCUCCCGCACAUGGUGCCCUCGGACAUGGACCCGAGCCUCGAGCCGCCGCCGACGCCCGAGCAUGUGUCGGAAGCCGAAGACGACGACGACGACGAUGCUGAGGAAGGCGGUGAUGCGGUCGACGCGCCCGAGGCCGACGAUGGCGACAUUAGCGAAGACGACAAGAUGCUCAAGCAGCCUAAAAAAUCCAAAAAGACGAAGGCAGAUGCCAAGGCAAAGAAGGAAGCCAAGGCGAAGAAGGAGCCCAAGGCGAAGAAGGAGCCCAAGGCGAAGAAGGAGCCCAAGGAAAAGAAGGAGCCCAAGGAGAAGAAAGAGUCCAAGGAGAAGAAGGAGUCCAAGGGGAAGAAGGAGUCCAAGCCAAAGAAGGAAAACAAGCCCAAGAAGGACACAAAGAAAGACGCCGAGCCUGCGGUCAUCGAGACGGAAACCACAAUCGAGGUCCAGCCCGCGUCGCCGCUGAAGCGCAAGGCGUCCAACGGCUCGGAGACCGAGGUCGCCCCGAAAAAGCCCAAGGUCGACGACAGUGGCCUGGAAGCCAAGAUCGACGCGGGCAUUCGUCACAUUCUCACGUCUAUGAGCCUUGACGAGCUCACGACGCGCAAGGUGCGCACGAUGCUCGAAGAGAAGUUUGGCAUGAGCCUCAAAGAGCACAAAAUUCUGAUUCGCGACGUGAUCAACCAAAUCAUCGCCGAGGUCGAUGACCGCGUUGACGCGCCCGACGCCCCGAUGGACGGGUCACCCGCCGAGCCCGUGCAAAGCGCUGAGCCUGUGCAAAUGACCGAGCCCGUGCAAAGAACCGUGCCUGUGCCAGCAGUCGAGCCCGCCAAGGCAGUUGUUGCUCCGACCCCGGUGGUAGCACCGCCGACACCAGUCACCGCCGAGGCACCCAAAGCUUCUAGCAAGGCUGCUGGGCUCAGUAAGGACGCCGUGAAGAAGCUCAAGGUCAUUCUCGAUGACGCAAACACGUCGCAUGAGAUGCUGUUGGAAACCCUUAUGAAGCUGUCGACGGCCCUCUUGGAAGCAGACGUCUUGCGCGCGACGGGCAUCCCCAAGACCGUCGCUCUUCUCCGCUCCCAUGCAAACGAAAAGGUCGCGAGCCUCGCCAAGUCGAUCCGCGAUGGAUGGAAGAAGGCGUAUGCGAGUGGAGAGAGCUCCAGCGCAUCGACCGACCCGACCGUGGCCAAGCUCACUAAGGUGGCCAAGGCACUGGACCCGUCGUCCAACAACGACGACAUCAUCGCGCACCUCAAGGCCCUUGGCACCAUGACCUUGUCUCGAAACGAGAUCACCAAGUCCAAGAUUGGGUUUGCUCUCCGCAAGCUGCGGCAUUCCGAGAGUGCGACGAUCAAGAAGCUCGCCACGGAUCUCCGAAACAAGUGGAAGAAGGAGCUGAGCGCCGAGUCAUAG